AUGCCGCCCAAAGGCAAGCAGCAGGAGCCUGCUAAGAAGAAACCCACUGUCGGGGAUAAGACGUUUGGCAUGAAAAAUAAGAAGGGCGGUGCGGCGCAGAAACAAAUCAAACAGAUCCAAGCCAGUGUCGAGGGUGGAGUGUCACCCGCUGAGAAGAAGAAAGCCGCCGAGAAGGCCCAGCGCGAGAAGGAGAAGCUCGCGGCAGAGAAGGCACAGCGCGAGGCAGCCGAUCUCUUCAAACCUGUGCAGACACAGAAGGUGCCGUUUGGAGUCGAUCCCAAGACGAUCGUGUGCCAGUUCUUCAAGAAGGGCCACUGCGAGAAGGGAAAGAAAUGCAAGUUCUCGCAUGAUCUGGAUGUCGGGCGGAAACAGGAGAAGAAGUCCUUGUACACGGAUACUCGAGAGGGCGAUGAGGAGGAGGGAGAGGGGGAUGCCAAGAAGAAGGAUGAUAUGGCGGAUUGGGACGAGGAGAAGCUGAGGAGUGUGGUGAUGAGCAAGCAUGGGAAUCCCAAGACGACGACGGAUAAGGUGUGCAAGUUCUUCAUUGAGGCUGUGGAGAAUCAGAAGUAUGGAUGGUUCUGGACGUGUCCGAAUGGAGGCGAUCAAUGCAUGUAUAAGCAUUCGCUACCGCCGGGUUUCGUGCUCAAGACAAAGGAGCAGAGGGCGGCGGAGAAGGCGUUGAUGGAUAAAAGUCCAUUGAAUACUCUGACUUUGGAAGACUUCCUGGAAAGUGAGCGACACAAGCUGAGUGGAACGCUGACACCCGUCACUCCCGAUUCGUUCGCGAAGUGGAAGAAAGAACGCAUGGACAAGAAGGCCGCCGAGCAAGAAGCACAGAAGAUGAAGGAAGCAACAGGCCGUGCACUGUUCGAAAAGGGCGAUUGGCAAGCCAGCGAUUCCGAAGACGAAGACGACGAUGACGGCGGGUUCGACCUCCAGGCUCUGCGUCAACAGACGGAGGAAGCGCGCCAGAAGAAGGAAGAGGAGCGGUUGGCUGCGGCCUUGGGCGAGACGAGUCUUUAG
Messenger RNA from Zasmidium cellare ATCC 36951, 1023 nucleotides. RefSeq lists its product as uncharacterized. Bases 1 to 1023 code for a protein of 340 amino acids. Gene Ontology annotation, cellular component: cytosol. Gene Ontology annotation, biological process: cytoplasmic translation. Gene Ontology annotation, molecular function: metal ion binding; mRNA binding. The record is from RefSeq and is a predicted model, not a curated record. Lineage: Eukaryota; Fungi; Ascomycota; Dothideomycetes; Mycosphaerellales; Mycosphaerellaceae. The transcript has a single exon.